Penicillium angulare is the source of this 2004-nucleotide messenger RNA. Its product is annotated as Copper amine oxidase N2-terminal. The record is from RefSeq and is a predicted model, not a curated record. Gene Ontology annotation, molecular function: copper ion binding; primary methylamine oxidase activity; quinone binding. NCBI's taxonomy places the organism in Eukaryota, Fungi, Ascomycota, Eurotiomycetes, Eurotiales, Aspergillaceae. Gene Ontology annotation, biological process: amine metabolic process. The transcript is spliced from 4 exons. The coding region runs from base 1 to 2004 and encodes 667 amino acids.
AUGACAAGCCUUCACCCUUUUGACCCGAUUACUCCAGGGGAGAUCCAACUAGCCGUUCGGAUCUUACAAUCUUCUUUCCCAGGUGUCAAAUUACGUUUCAAGCGUAUUGACCUUCAGGAACCCAUCAAACAAGAUGUCAUUCCCUACAUCGAGGCCGAGCGAUUGGGCAAGCCCCGCCCUCGUAAGCCUGCACGGUUAAUGAUGGCUUUGUUCCACCGUCUUGACAACGGAUCAUUCUUCAAGGCCCUUCUGAACGCGGACACCAAAUCUAUCGUGUCCGCUAAAGAACUCCCCAAGGAUAUCCAGGGCCCUGUUGAUGUGGACGAAAUGAUCGAAAUGGAGCAAGUCUGUCUGAAUCACCCCGCUGUCAAGGCAGAGAUUGAAAAAUUGAAGCUUCCCUCCGGCAUGACUGUGUGCCUGGAUCCAUGGAUCUACGGCACAGAGGAUAUUCAGGAGACCCGCAGACUGUUCCAAUGUUAUAUGUAUAUUGUGGCUACGGACCACCCGGGCAAUAAUCAGUAUUCUCUUCCUUGUCAAUUCUCUCCGGUCUUUGAUGGAAUCACCCAUGAGCUAGUCCGCAUGGACUAUCUGCCAGGUGGUGCUGAUUCUCAGACUACUGAGACACAACCGUGGAAGCCCGUUCCCACUGUUCAAUAUGCUCACGAGUUACUUGACGAGCCCCUGCGAACCGAUCUCAAGCCUUACAUUGUCCAGCAACCUGAGGGUGCCUCCUUCAAUGUUAUCGGAAAUGCUGUCUCAUGGCAAAAAUGGCGUUUUCGUGUGGGCUUCAACAACCGUGAAGGUUUGGUCUUGCAUAACCUCACAUACGAUGGUCGCAACACAUUUUACCGUCUGUCGUUCUCGGAGAUGACAGUUCCAUACGGAGAUCCCCGUGCUCCUUAUCACCGAAAGCAAGCUUUUGAUGUCGGUGAUGUCGGUUUUGGUAUCACAGCCAACCAGCUUGCUCUCGGUUGUGACUGCCUGGGACAUAUCAAGUACUUCGACGGUUACCGCACAGAUGCCCAGGGUGAACCUAUCCAGCUCAAAAAUGUCAUUUGUAUGCACGAGCAGGACAACGGUCUGCAGCACAAGCACACCAACUACCGCAGCGGUGCGGCGACAGUUGUUCGCAACAGACAACUAGUAGUCCAAAUGAUUUGCACUGUCGCGAACUAUGAAUACAUCUUCGCUUUUAUUCUUGAUCAAGCGGCUAAUAUCGAGCUUGAAGUUCGCGCAACCGGUAUUCUGUCUACGGUGCCUUUUGAUAACCACAACGGUCAGACAGUCCCAUGGGGCACAAACGUUGGACCGGGCGUGAUGGCACCCUACCACCAGCACAUGUUUUCUCUACGUGUGGACCCCGCCCUGGAUGGAUUUAAGAACACUAUCUACUAUGAGGAUAGCGUGCCUAUGCCGGAGGAUGACUCGAACCCUUGGUCUGUGGGCUACACGACUGAAAAGAAUAUUAUUAAACAGAGUGGCAGUGCCUGGACAAGCGUGGAUCGUCACCGAGUUUUCAAAAUUCGCAACGACAAUAUAAUCAACUCGGUCACACACCACCCUAUCUCUUAUAAGCUGCAAACCUCCCCGAGUCAAAUGAUUCUGGCUUCUGCCAAAUCAUUCGGAACAAAGCGUGCUCAGUUCGCGACUCGACCUAUCUGGGUGACUAAGUAUCAAGAUGAUGAGUUGUUUGCUGCGGGCGAGUUCACAAACCAGAGCAAGAGCUCCGAUGGUGUGGAGAUCUGGGCUGGCAGAAAUGAUGCCGUGGAAGAUGAAGACGUGGUUCUUUGGCACACAUUUGGCCUUACCCAUAAUCCUCGAGUUGAGGAUUUCCCGGUGAUGCCUAUGGAGCGUGUGAGCGUGAUGCUCAAGCCAGAUGGCUUUUUCACCAAGAACCCGGCAUUGGAUGUUCCACAGUCUUCGCAGACUUUCAACCAGUCCACCGAGCACCCUGAGCCGACAUGUUGCUCUGGCCCACAGGACCGGAACCAGGUCAAGCUGUAG